Molecule: messenger RNA, 1938 nt
Organism: Penicillium antarcticum
Lineage: Eukaryota; Fungi; Ascomycota; Eurotiomycetes; Eurotiales; Aspergillaceae
Product: GMC family oxidoreductase
Exons: 1
Coding region: 1-1938 (645 amino acids)
Molecular function (GO): flavin adenine dinucleotide binding; oxidoreductase activity, acting on CH-OH group of donors
Source: RefSeq, a predicted model, not a curated record
AUGAUUCUUUCCCAUUUGUUUGGCGCGCUGGUCGCCACGGCCGGCGUCGCCAAGGCCGUCAACAUCACCGGUUAUGAGUAUGUCAUUGUUGGAUCCGGUGCUGGUGGUGGCCCUCUCGCUGCCCGUCUUGCUUUGGCCGGCCACAAGACCCUUCUCCUGGAGUCUGGUGACGACCAGGGAGAAAACUACAACUACACUAUCCCUGCCUACUCGGCCAGAGCUUCCGAGGAUGAGAAGCUCUCGUGGAACUUCUUCGCCCACCACUAUGAAGAUGAGGAGCGCCAAGCUCGCGAUUGGAAGACGAGCUACGACACACCCGAUGGCAGCAUCUACACUGGCCUCAACCCUCCAGAGGGCUCUACCAUGAAGGGAACCCUCUACCCUCGCACAGGUACCCUCGGUGGAUGCACUGCUCACAACGCCUUGAUUGCCGUCUACCCCCACCAGUCUGACUUUGAGUUCAUCGAGAAGCUCACUGGCGAUAGCUCUUGGACUCCUGACAACAUGCGCAAGUACUACACCAAGCUCGAGAACAACGGAUAUUUGCUUCCCGGAGCUAAGGGCCACGGCUACGACGGCUGGCUGUCAACCGAGACAGCCCCCCUUAGCAUUGUCUUGGAAGACCCUCAGCUUUUGAGCAUGCUCACCGGUGGUGCGUUCGCUCUCGGCAACUUCACCGAUAACAUCAUGAACAUUGGUACUCUGUUGGCUGGCGAUGCCAAUGCUGAUUCCAAGAGCCGUGACACCGAGCCUGGCUACUACCAGAUCCCUAUCUCAACUGAUGAUGCUCACCGUAACGGUGCUCGCGAGUUCAUCAUUGCUGUUCGCGAUGCCAAGAACGACAAUGGCACAAAGAAGUACCCUCUCGAUGUCCGCCUGAAUACCCACGUCACCAAGGUUACCUUCGAUGACAGCGAAACCCCUCGUGCCACUGGUGUUGAGUUCCUCGAUGGUGAGCACCUCUACAAGGCCAGCCCCAUGUCCAAGUCUGCUCUCAAGGGUGUUCCCGGUUCGGCCACUGCUUCUCGUGAGGUUAUCGUUGCCGGUGGCGUGUACAACUCCCCCCAGCUCCUCAAGCUGAGUGGUGUCGGUCCCGCCGAUGAGCUCAAGAAGUUUGGUAUCGACGUUGUCAGCGAUCUCCCCGGUGUUGGCACCAACCUCCAGGACCACUACGAGAUCUCCGUGCAGGGCAAGAUCGAAAAAGACUUCUCCUGCUUGGACAAGUGUACCUUCAGCAUCCGUGACGAGGCCGACCCUUGCAUCAACGACUGGGAGUCGCCCAUCCUCGGCGACCGCGGCAUCUACUCCUCCCCCGGUCUCGCCGCGACCAUGCUGUACAAGAGUACCACCUCGGAUGAUGACUUCGACAUCUUCUGCUUCGGAGGACCCGUCAACUUCCGUGGCUAUUUCCCCGACUAUAGUAUCAACGCCACGGACGAGCACAACUGGUUCACCUGGGCCAUCCUCAAGGCCCACCCCCGCAACACUGCCGGUACCGUUGCUCUCCAGUCCGCCGAUCCCCUCGACAUGCCCAAGAUCACCUUCAACUACUUCGACACCGGUGUCGGCGACUACGCUGCCGAUCUCACUGCCCUCUACGAUGCCAUCGAGCUCGCCCGUGACGCCUUCGACCGCCAGCUUGUCAACAUCACCGAGGUUCUCCCCGGUGCGGACGUUCAAUCCAAGGAGGACGUCGAGCAAUAUGUCAAGGAUGGCGCCUGGGGACACCACGCCUCUUGCACUUGCCCUAUUGGUGCUGAUGACGAUCCCAUGGCUGUUCUGGACUCCAAGUUCCGCGUCCGUGGUGUCUCCGGUCUCCGUGUCGUCGAUGCUUCCGUUUACCCCAGAAUCCCUGGUACUUUCACGGCUGUGUCUACCUACAUGGUUGCCGAGAAGGCUGCUGACGAGAUUCUCAACGAGCUCAAGGCCAGCUCUUAA